UUGUCUCUGUCCUGCUCUGAAGCUGAGGAGCCGUUCUGUCGGCGGAUGGGGGAGAGUGAGAGACCCCAGCUGUCCAAAGAGGGGGACAUCAUGCUGGGGGCCAUAUUCUCCUUCCACAGCAGCUGGAGGGAUAGACAGGACAACUACACACACAAGCCGCAGCCGCUGCAGUGCAUCAGUGUAAACUUCAGGGGUUUCCAGUUUGCACAGGCGAUGCUGUUCGCCAUCGAAGAGAUAAACAACAGCACUGAUCUGCUCCCCGGCGUCUCGCUUGGUUACAAGAUCUACGACUCCUGUGGAUCCAUUGCCCAAGGAGUGAGGGCAGCCCUGGCCCUGGCUAACGGCCAACAGGCUGGAGCCGCGAACGCCUCCUGCAGCCGCCCGGCACAGGUCGUGUCGAUUUUGGGGGAGACCUCAUCCUCACCUUGUAUGGCCAUCGCCACAGUCGUCGGAACGUUUCACAUCCCACUGAUCAGCCACUUUGCCACCUGCGAUUGUCUGAGCGAUAAAGUCAAAUAUCCGUCCUUUCUUCGGACCAUUCCCAGCGACUACUACCAGAGCAGAGCGCGGGCCCAGCUGGUCAAGCACUUCGGCUGGACCUGGGUGGGAGCAAUACGAACCAAUGACGAUUACGGCAACAACGGGAUGGACGUUUUCAUAGAAAGUGCCCAGCGACUGGGCAUCUGCCUGGAGUACUCCGAAUCCUUCUUCAGGACCGAUCCACCCGACAAAAUACACAAGAUCAUAAAGACCAUCCAAGGUUCCACCUCGAAAGUGAUUGUUGCGUUCAUGUCGCACCUGGACAUGGACCUGCUGAUAGAAGAGUUGACCCGGCACAACUUGAGCGGGUACCAGUGGGUGGGAUCGGAGAGCUGGAUCUUCGACUCCCAAAUAGCUGCACUGGAUAGACAGCGCAUCUUAGAUGGUGCUGUUGGUCUUUCCAUCCCUAAAGCGAACGUCACUGGCAUGAGAGAGUUCAUUUUGGAGGUCCAGAGACUUAACUUGUCCAGUGAUGAAUUCUUCACUCAGUUUUGGGAGGAGCUAUUCAACUGUAAGUUUGAGGUAAACUCAUCGGGUGUGGUGUGCACUGGUUCAGAGGAGCUCACGGGAGUGUCCAACAGUUUCACUGACAUGUCACUCAUGCCCAUAUUUAGCAACGUGUAUAAAGGCGUUUACGCAGCAGCCCACGCGCUUCAUAACAUCCUGGGAUGUGAGCAAAAAUGUGACACCAACGUGAAGCUGGAACCUUCCACAAUUUUACAGGAAAUGAAAAGGAUUCGAUUCAAAACCAAGGAUGGCCUUGAGGUGUAUUUCAAUGAAAAUGGAGACCCGUCAGCAAAGUAUGAGGUGAUAAAUUGGCAGCGGGCGGAAAAUGGAGCAGUGGCGUUUGUCCCAGUCGGGUUCUAUGACGCGACCCUACCGGAGGACCGGCAGCUGCGUGUCGAUGACAGGUCAUUCAUUUGGGCUAACAACUCCAAUGAGGUUCCAAUAUCAGUUUGCAAUGACAAAUGUUCCAGAGGGACACGUCGAGUUCUCCAAAAAGGAAGACCAGUCUGCUGCUACGACUGCGCCAAGUGUGCAGACGGAGAGUUCAGCAACACAACAGAUGCCGUCACGUGCGAGCCGUGCCACCCAGACUUCUGGUCCAAUGAGAGCAGGGAUAAGUGCGUGAAGAAGGAGACAGAGUUCUUGUCAUACCAGGAGAUCAUGGGCGUGCUUCUCUCUGCGGCAUCUUUGUUUGGAACUCUGAUGACGUCAUGUGUGGCAUUCAUUUUCUUCAGACACAGAAGAACGCCACUCGUUCGGGCAAACAACUCCGAGCUGAGCUUCCUGCUGCUCUUCUCCUUGACUCUGUGUUUCCUCUGCUCCCUGACGUUCAUCGGCCGGCCGUCGGAGGCGUCCUGCAUGCUGCGGCACACAGCCUUCGGCAUCGCGUUUGUGCUCAGUAUCUCAUGCGUUCUGGGCAAAACCCUGGUGGUGCUGAUGGCUUUUCGCUCCAAAGGCCCCAGCAGGGCUGUCAUGAAGUGGUUCAGCCCGGCGCAGCAGCGACUCAGCGUUUUAAGUCUGACUCUGAUCCAAGUCAUCAUCUGCAUCAUCUGGCUGCUAACGUCUCCUCCUUUUCCGUUCAAGAACGUUGCUGAAUUCAAGAACAAAAUCAUCUUAGAGUGCGCCGUGGGUUCAGCUGUGGGCUUCUGGGCUGUUCUGUUUUACAUUGGGCUCUUGGCUUUGUUCUGUUUUGUUCUGGCCUUCCUGGCUCGGAAACUUCCUGACAACUUCAACGAAGCUAAAUUCAUCACCUUUAGCAUGCUGAUAUUUUGUGCAGUGUGGAUCACCUUCAUCCCAGCCUACGUCAGCUCCCCUGGCAAGUUCAGCGUGGCCGUGGAGAUAUUCGCUAUACUGGCGUCCAGUUUUGGGCUGCUGUUUUGCAUUUUCUUGCCCAAAUGUUAUGUUCUGUUAUUGAAGCCGCAGAAGAACACCAAAAAGAGCGUGAUGGGAAAAGGGGCGUCGAGCACAUCUAAACGACGUAAGAUUUAA
Molecule: messenger RNA, 2535 nt
Organism: Synchiropus splendidus (mandarinfish)
Lineage: Eukaryota; Metazoa; Chordata; Actinopteri; Syngnathiformes; Callionymidae
Product: extracellular calcium-sensing receptor-like
Exons: 6
Coding region: 46-2535 (829 amino acids)
Biological process (GO): G protein-coupled receptor signaling pathway
Cellular component (GO): membrane
Molecular function (GO): G protein-coupled receptor activity
Source: RefSeq, a predicted model, not a curated record